Molecule: messenger RNA, 597 nt
Organism: Aegilops tauschii subsp. strangulata
Lineage: Eukaryota; Viridiplantae; Streptophyta; Magnoliopsida; Poales; Poaceae
Source: RefSeq, a predicted model, not a curated record
AUGGCCUCAAUUACAUGCUCCAACUGUAAUAAGGUGGGCCAUAGGUACACCAAUUGCCAUGAUGCUCUAAAGCCUGCACUUGCUAUGAGAAAGAACAAACAUCAGCCAAGCACCAGCUCUUACCCACCUGAUAGUAGAAGUACACCAGCACCUGCAAGGACUGCAGCCUCCGCUGCUGCCACUGUUGGUGGAUCAUCAAGGAGGGCAACAUAUGCUGCCAGUAGACCAGCUCCAGCAAGGAGGGAAACAUCUGCUGCCAGUAGACCAGCUCCACCAAGGAGGGCAACAUCUGUUGCUGCAUCAGGUGCUGCUACUAAUACCACACCAGCUAGGAGGCCAACUAGAUCAGCCGCUACUAGUGCACCAGCUCCUCCCAAGGGUAAGGCAACAGCUAGUAAAUCUUCAUCAGCUGCUCCCAAGAGUAAGGCACCAGCUGCUCCCAAGGGUAAGGCACCAGCAACCAGAUCUUCAUCAGCUGCUGCAAAGGGACCAAGGUUAGCUUUCAUGCCUCCAAGACCAACUGAUGGUUCCCAGAGAGUCAGGAGGCCCAGCAACAGAAUGAAGGGAUACUUGACUGCCUCUGGUGUAGAAUGGUGA